Molecule: messenger RNA, 3768 nt
Organism: Arthroderma uncinatum
Lineage: Eukaryota; Fungi; Ascomycota; Eurotiomycetes; Onygenales; Arthrodermataceae
Product: Acyl-CoA synthase, domain of unknown function DUF3448
Exons: 3
Coding region: 1-3768 (1255 amino acids)
Biological process (GO): proteolysis; lipid metabolic process
Cellular component (GO): cytosol
Molecular function (GO): metalloendopeptidase activity; metal ion binding; acetoacetate-CoA ligase activity
Source: RefSeq, a predicted model, not a curated record
AUGCCGUUCAUGGAUCAGCCCGAGACCAAUGGCAAUGGCAAUGGCAACGGCCACUUGAUGGAACCCAGGGAGCUCUGGUGUCCUUCGAACCCUGAGCUGACCCAGAUCUAUCAAUUUAAAAACCGCAUAAUCCAGAAACACGGCCUCUCGCUCCAGAACUACGACGAUUUAUGGGAAUGGAGCAUCCGCAGCCCCGCCCUCUUCUGGGAGGAGAUAUGGCAUUAUACCGGCGUCAAGGCGCAUAAAUCUUAUAACAGCGUAUUCGAUGAGAGCGCGCCUUUGUUCCCACGGCCGUCGUUCUUCCCAGGCUCGUUGCUGAACUUUGCAGAGAAUCUGCUCUUCCCGACUUGCAACCCCAACGAGGACGAUAUCGCAGUGAUAUCUGCCACAGAGUCCACCCGUGAGAGUAUCUCAUGGAAGGACCUUCGUGAGCGAGUGCGUGUUUGCGCUCUUGCUUUAGAAGCAGCCGGUGUCGUUGAAGGGGACCGUGUCGCGGGUUUCGUGGGAAAUCAUGCCAACACCUUGAUUGCCAUGUUGGCUGCGACCUCGUUGGGUGCGCUGUGGAGCGGUGUGUCGACUGAUACGGGCGUGCAUGCAGUUCUGGAACGGCUGCGACAGAUCGAGCCCAAGGUGCUUUUCGUGGAUAAUGGAGCAGCGUAUAACGGAAAAGUCCACCCAACUCACUCCAAGGUUGCGGAGGUGGCCGCUAAUCUGGAUUGUCUGGACCUGGUUGUCGUUAUCGAUGCCGUCAAGGACUAUCCAUUUGAUAUUACAACAACCAAGUCUCCAAAGGGGAAGUGUGUGACGCUGCAGGACUUUGUAUCUUCCGCAAAGGACCUAUCGAAGCCACUGGAGUUCAAAUAUCUCGCUCCCGACCACCCAGUUUACAUUCUCUACUCUUCAGGCACAACCGGAGCGCCGAAACCCAUUGUCCACGGAGCCCUCGGUACUCUGAUACAGCAUAAGAAAGAACAUGUUCUUCACUGCGACAUGCGCCCGGGUGACCGCAUGUUUUACUUCACAACCACGACGUGGAUGAUGUGGCACUGGCUUGUCUCCGCCCUCGCCAGCGGCACAAGUAUAGUGCUAUACGACGGAUCUCCAUUCCGUCCUCUUGACCCUGAAAACGGCAAGGGAGACAUGGCCAUGCCCCGUCUGAUUGACGAACUCCAGAUCACACACUUUGGAACCUCGGCGAAAUACCUCUCCGUGCUGGAGCAGAACUCCUUGAACCCCAAGGAACACCCAUUCAGACCUGUAACUCUCAAGACCCUGAGAGCUAUCUUCAGCACUGGGUCGUCCCUUGCCCCUUCAACAUUUGACUAUGUCUACUCCUCCAUCCACUCAGACAUAAUGCUAGGUUCUAUCACCGGAGGAACAGACAUCAUCUCCCUCUUCGGUGCCAGCUGCCCCAUCCUCCCCGUUCACCGCGGUGAAAUCCAAUGCCGUGGCCUCGGAAUGUCGGUUUCCGUCUACGAUUAUGCCGGAAACGACAUCGGUGCCUCCGACGACGCCGGUGAUCUUGUCUGUCUCAAGGCCUUCCCUUCACAGCCAGUCAUGUUCUGGCCUCCAGGCCCCGUCGGCGCAGAGAAGUACCGAUCCAGCUACUUCGAGACCUUUGGGCCCAAGAUCUGGCAUCACGGAGACUUCCUCCGCAUAAACCCCCAGUCCGGCGGGCUGGCCAUGCUGGGACGCAGCGACGGCGUGUUGAAGCCAGCUGGUGUCCGUUUCGGGAGCGCGGAGAUCUAUAACGUUAUCCUCAAGCAUUUCGCCGACGAGAUCGAAGAUUCGCUCUGCAUCGGUAGAAGACGCGAAGGAAUCGAAACAGACGAAACGGUAGUAUUGUUCGUGAAAUUAAUGGGUUCAACCCCGGCUUCCUCUGGAACCUCAACGCCAAUCGUCAUCGAGGAGCCAAAGAGCCUCCCACAAGAACUCAUCACUCGCAUCCAAGCUGCCAUCCGCAAGGAGUUGAGCGCCAGACACGUUCCGGCGAUAGUCGACUCCUGCCCUGAGAUUCCUGUCACAUCUAACGGCAAGAAGGUUGAGAAUGCAGUGAAGCAGAUUCUCUGUGGGCUGAAUAUCAAGACCGGUGCCAGUGUUGCAAAUGCUGCAUGUUUGGACUGGUACCGCAAAUGCAAUGGCCUGCGCGUCGCCACGGAGUCUCUUCCAGGCCCCUUCGCUGGCGUCGGGGUCUACAUCGACGCUGGAUCGAGAUACGAAAACAACGAGCUCCGUGGCGUAAGCCAUAUUGUCGACAGGCUAGCAUUCAAAUCAACGUCGAAACGGAAUGCGGACCAGAUGCUCGAAUCCCUAGAGAGCCUGGGCGGAAAUAUACAGUGCGCUUCGUCACGAGAGUCUCUCAUGUACCAGUCUGCCAGCUUCAACUCGACCGUACCCACGACCCUUGGUCUAUUAGCAGAGACUAUCCGAGACCCCCUAAUUACGGACGAAGAGGUUGCUCAACAAUUGGCUGUUGCCGAGUAUGAAAUUACGGAACUUUGGGCGAAGCCGGAGAUGAUAUUGCCGGAGCUGGUGAAUAUGGCUGCUUACAAGGAUAAUACUCUGGGAAACCCAUUGCUCUGUCCUCGGGAGAGGCUGGAUCAGAUUAACAAGUCGACUGUGGAAAAAUAUAGGGGUGCAUUUUUUAACCCGAACAAAAUGGUGGUUGCAUUUGCCGGAGUUCCUCAUCUCGACGCCGUGAGGAUGACAGAGCAAUACUUUGGCGAUAUGAAGAACCAGAACUCUCCUCUUUUGGCCCAAGUCGGAUCAGAAACGUCGUCCAUAAUAAGCGAAGAGGAAGUCCCGACAGUCCCAGCCUUCUCGCCGUCCUCUACCACUCCUACCGAGUCGCCCGACUCCUCAGCACCGCAUACUCCUUCAUCAACUCCACCUUCGUCUCCCUCCUCUCCCGGCCUCCUCUCCAAGAUUCCCUUCUUUAAAAACCUCUCUACUUCCGCCUCAAACCAAGCGACCGUUUCCCCGCUUAACUCUUCUCUCCUCCAGUCGGACAAAAUCGACAUCUACCAACCAGCCCAUUAUACCGGUGGCUUCAUGUCUCUCCCACGCAUACCUCCUCCAGCAAACCCCGCCAUGCCUCGCCUCAGCCAUAUCCAUCUAGCCUUUGAGGCUCUCCCCAUCUCUUCUCCAGAUAUAUAUGCUCUCGCAACACUCCAGACCCUGCUAGGUGGCGGUGGAUCAUUCUCUGCUGGUGGUCCUGGCAAAGGAAUGUAUUCACGAUUAUACACCAAUGUCCUAAACCAACAUGGCUGGGUAGAAAGUUGCAUGGCCUUUAACCUCAGCUAUACCGAUAGCGGUCUAUUUGGCAUCUCAGCCUCCUGCGCCCCUAACAGCAUAGCUAACAUGCUUGAAGUGAUGUGCCGCGAACUCCAGGCCUUGACGCUCGAUUCAGGCUACUCCGGCCUGCAGAUACAAGAGGUCAACCGUGCCAAAAACCAGCUUCGAUCAUCCCUACUCAUGAACCUGGAAUCGCGUAUGGUUGAGCUCGAAGAUCUAGGCCGACAGGUCCAAGUCCACGGCCGCAAGAUCGGUGUCCAGGAAAUGUGUAAACAGAUCGAAAGCCUCACGGUUGAUGACCUGCGACGCGUUGCUAAGAUGGUAUUCGGGGGCAAGGUCGAAAACCGUGGCCAAGGAACCGGCAGACCUACUGUCGUUAUACAAGAAGGCGAGAUGGAAGGCGCUAAACUUGGGCCACUACAAUGGGCUGAGAUUCAGCAACGAAUUGCUAAAUGGGGGUUGGGUCGUCUGUGA